This is a messenger RNA of Linderina pennispora, 1737 nucleotides long. RefSeq lists its product as uncharacterized. Lineage: Eukaryota; Fungi; Kickxellomycota; Kickxellomycetes; Kickxellales; Kickxellaceae. The transcript is spliced from 5 exons. Bases 1 to 1737 code for a protein of 578 amino acids. Gene Ontology annotation, cellular component: cytosol. Gene Ontology annotation, molecular function: zinc ion binding; cytidine deaminase activity. The record is from RefSeq and is a predicted model, not a curated record.
AUGCCAUUUGAGACCGCCCAGGACGAUAGGACCGCUGCCCUCAUUGACGCAUGCUUGAGGGCGCGUGAGCGGUCGUACAGCCCGUAUUCAAAGUUCCGGGUCGGUGCUGCGCUAAGGACUACCUCAGGUGAGGUUUUCACCGGCUGCAACAUCGAGAACGCUGCGUUCACGCCGACCGUGUGUGCUGAGCGCGUGGCCAUGUCAACGGCAGUGUUCCUCCGUGAGUUCUGCAAUGAUCUUGAGAUGCUGCUGGUGCGGCCCGACGGUACGUUCGUCCGGUCAAGCCUGUCGAAGCUGUUGCCCGAAUCCAAUGAAUACUAUGUUGGGUAUGUCGAGGACGAUGAGUCGGUUGACGCGAUCAUGAAAAAGUUUGAGGAGCUCGAGCGAAUUGAACGAGAGUUUUCGGCAAAGAAGAAGGCUGUUGCUGAGGCUUCCGGUAGCAGCUCCAUACCUGGCACACCCGGCCCCUCCACUGAGGCUGGUGCGGCACAGACACCCGACGAAUCCACAGAAACUACAGAAGCGCAUACAGAGACAGCAGCACACCAAGGCAUAGCAGCAAACCAGGAGGGCCAUGAUUCUGAGGAGGACGGGGGAAUGACUGCGGAGCAGCUCGAGGAGAUUUUCAAGCGCACCAGCGCCUUCACUGUGCGCGGUGCCAUGCUUGAUGAUUUCGAUUUGGAAGUAAUGGACGACCUGGAGCUGUGGGAGGCCGAGGCUGGCGGGGUUCCGGCCGAGUGGGAGGAAGAGGAAGACUAUGUUGCGCUCAACAUUGACGAUGACGAGCUUGACAACGAAUUCGGCGUUGUGCCGAGGCGCCGUCGGUACCAGAGACGCGAGCACAGAGCACCCGGCUCCAAGCUGAGCAAGAGCGACCAGAUCAUCCAGCGGUACAAAUACAUGCAGGUGCGGAUCCAGGACCGCCACGGGCACACGUUUUUUGUCAGUCGCAAGGUCAACGCUGUUGAUCCGAGCAUGCCAACAUAUGUGCGGAUUCCACCCAACCCGAUCCCCCGCUCAUGGGUGAAGCAUGUGCGCACGAUCAAUGACAGUGAGGAGUCAACGCCAAAGCAUGUUAUCUCAGGCAUCAUUAUCCCAAAAACAGAGCCAAAGUGGUCCCGGUUCAUCCACACGUCAACCACCCUGGACUAUGACUUUUCGAAAUUCAGCCAGACAUUCCAGUGCGUCUACAUGGAUCCACCGCUACUGCUCCCCGACGAGCCCUCGAAGCCUGGGUACUUUGACGUCUCCAAGCUGAAGGCCAUUCCAGUUGGCAAGCUACUGGUCCCGGGCGCCUUCCUGUUUACAUGGUGCGAAAAGGAGCUGUUGCCGGACAUGUGCGAGAUGGCCGAACACGAGUGGGGCCUCAAAUACGUGGAAAACUUUUGCUGGGUCCGGCAGAACACAAACAACCAAAUUGCCGCGCUGCCGUCGGACUACUUCCGUCGGUCCAAAGUCACGCUGCUGAUCUUCCGCAGGGAAGGCGACCUGGAAAUGCGCCAUCAGCGGAGUCCUGACAGCCUGUUUGACUUUGUCAAGCCCAGACGACCAGGAGAUCUGAAUGAUCGGAAGCCGGAGUUUGCAUACCAGGUCAUCCAGACACUGCUGCCAAAGUCACUGUGCUCAGAGGAAUUGCCAGUCCCAGACCGGCUUUUGCAGCUGUGGAUGCCCGAGGACUGCCAUCGGACCAACUGGACCACGAUUGUGCAGGAUCCAAUUCUGGAUGGGGCCGCAUAG